UAUCUACGAUCCUCCAUGACUGGAAAGGCCUCGCGAAGUAUCCAAUCGUUAGACAUCACAGAGUUAAAUUAUUCAAUCGCUAUUGACGUUCUUAAAGAAAAAUUCGACUGCCGCCGUCUAGUCUGCAUGCGCCACUGGGACUUGAUUUUCGACUAUCCGAAAAUAACUAAAGAGACGCCCGAAGCCAUAGAUGAUUUUCUCGAGACGGUCAAAGUAAAUCUCCAAGCUUCAGAGAAACUUGGUGAACCAGUCACAUCAAAGGUCGUUCUUAUCAAACUAUUUACAUCGAAGCUACCAUCAGCCAUCAUUCGCAAAUGGCAACGCACAUUACCGGACAAGAAUAUGCCGUCAUAUACACAUUUGGUAGACUUUCUGAAAACACGGACGAACGGCGAUAGAACAAGUUCAGCAUCAACCGUGAUGAAAAAGGCGUUGCGAAAUCACGCAUUCACAACUACACAUGAGACGUUGAUGUGUCCGAACUGCCAAGGACAACACGAAUUAUGGAAUUGUGAUGUCUUCAAAGCAAAGUCGCCCAAAGAACGCCUUGAAACCGCCAAAAGCGUACUCUGUACCAAUUGUUUAGGCAAGGGACACGCUUGUUCUCAAUGCUCCGCCGGUUCAUGUCGCAUCUCUAGGCAGCGACACCAUACAUAUUUGCAUCAAGACCAUGGUCAUAGCAAAUUACGAACACGUGUAAGCCGAACAUCGAGCGGUCGAUCGUCGAGCGGCCGAUCAUCCAAUGGUCGAUCUUCGCCUAGUUCACCGAACACACGUUUGUCAUAUCUUUCGAGACGUGCAUCCACGUCUCCCCGAACGUCUCCCCGAACGUCUCCCCGAACGUCUUCCCGAACGUCUCCGCGAAUAUCUCUGAAAUAUAUCAAAUAUCAUCAAAUAUAUCGACCAGUCCUAAACGACAAAGAAAGCAAUGACGUCAUCAGACGACCUUGCUAG
Bombus impatiens (common eastern bumble bee) is the source of this 954-nucleotide messenger RNA. RefSeq lists its product as uncharacterized. NCBI's taxonomy places the organism in Eukaryota, Metazoa, Arthropoda, Insecta, Hymenoptera, Apidae. The record is from RefSeq and is a predicted model, not a curated record.